GAUAUAUUUGUUUCUUCAUAUAAUAUAAAUACAACCGGCUGUAAAAGUACGAGUUAAAACCGAAGACAAGGCCCCAUCUAUUAAUUGGAUAUAAUAAUGCCGCACUCCUACGGUAAACGCGCUCGUACUAGAGACAAGUUCUCGAAGGCUUUCCGCCGCAAUGGAAUGCCUUCAGUUGGACGCUAUUUGCAGCAGUAUCGCGUUGGGGAGUACGUCGAUAUCCUUUGUGACCCUUCUGUCCACAAGGGUAUGCCUUACUCUUACUACCACGGUAAAACUGGCAUGGUCUACAACAUUACCCCGAGAUCAUUAGGUGUCAUCAUUAAGAAGGUUGUCCGUGGCAAGCAGCUUUUGAAGCGCAUUCACGUGCACAUUGAACACGUUCGUAAGAGUCGUUGCCGUGAAGACUUUUUGAAGCGUGUCGCUCUUAACGAUGAACUUAAACGCAAGGCAAAGUUGGAAAACAAGAAGAUUCAGGUCAAGAGGCAACCCGCUCCUGUUGCUCCUGGUUACCUUGUAAAGGCUACACCAGAAUCCAUCAUCGCUAUGGACCCUGUUCCAUUUGUCGAAAAAUACUAGUUGUUUUUAUUUAACUCUGUUUAAUUAUGGUAACUAGUAUUU
This is a messenger RNA of Babesia bovis T2Bo, 621 nucleotides long. Its product is annotated as putative ribosomal protein L21. Lineage: Eukaryota; Apicomplexa; Aconoidasida; Piroplasmida; Babesiidae. Gene Ontology annotation, biological process: translation. Gene Ontology annotation, molecular function: structural constituent of ribosome. Gene Ontology annotation, cellular component: ribosome; cytosolic large ribosomal subunit. The transcript is spliced from 2 exons. The record is from RefSeq and is a predicted model, not a curated record. The coding region runs from base 97 to 579 and encodes 160 amino acids.